Molecule: messenger RNA, 4225 nt
Organism: Cherax quadricarinatus
Lineage: Eukaryota; Metazoa; Arthropoda; Malacostraca; Decapoda; Parastacidae
Source: RefSeq, a predicted model, not a curated record
GACAUGUAGCCGUGCACUUCCUUGAACCAUACAGUGAUGAUGGGUAUGAAAUAGACAAUAUCAGGGAUGAGGAUGGAAAUAUCUUUGAACGAAUAGACAGUGGAAAUGAAGCAGCUGAUGAUGAGGAAGAGGAGGAGGAGGGUGAUAAUUUUGAUUUGGAAGGUUUUAUGAAUCCUGACGCAAAGUACAAGCUCUAAUAAGUUUACUUCUAGAUAAUUUAGAAAUUAUCAUUGUAUCAAAAUAAUUCACCAAAAGAGGUGUUUACUUAAAAGUCACAGUAAUCAUGUAUCCCACCUAUGUUAUUGUCAUCCUCAUUGAUUAGGAUUAGCUUAGGGGUUGCAACAUAAUGAAUUAGCCAGCUGUUUUUUUGCAUUACAUCCAGUCCUUUGUGUUAACUAAAAGAUGGAACUGUCAGCCAUGUUGCGAAAUGCCAGGACCCUUUCGGGUUUAGCGCAUAAUUUGAUUAUAUUAUUAUUCUUAUUAUUAUUAUUAUUAUUAUUGUGGAUUGCCAGACAUUGACCUCAUGCCAUGAUGUUAUAGUGUAUCAACAAGGACUUUAUUUUAGUGAAUACCAUGUGCUGAACUUUUCAUGCUAAAUGAAAAUGGAGUAAAACUUUGUGACAAUUUCCAAAUGUGUAUUAAAGUGUCUUGCAAGAAUUAGGUCAUAAAUCUUAAUUCUUAAGGCUUAACAAAUGUUGCUCGUAAAUAUGCUUCAUGAAAUUUGAGAUGAAGCGGUCAAUGUGUGCUUUUGGUUUGCUUUAAUUAACAUUCUGUAUGCAUCUGUUUAUUUGCUAUUUUCUGUACUAAAAAUAGGAUGGUUCUUGCAUAAUCUCUGCCAAAUAUUCCAUACAUUCCAGAAAACUCCAUGCUUUCUAAUGCCACUCUAUAUCUUUACUCUAAUUUCUCCCUCAGUCUGUUGCUCCAGUACUGGUAUAUAAUUUGUACAUUUUGGUUUAUGCACCCUUGCUGUUUUGGUCGCUGUUUUUUUUUACUAAUCAUGCCUUAGCUUAAAUUGCAUCUAUAUCGCCUUCAACUUCAUUGCUCUCAAUAUGUUAACACUCGGAAAAUAUUCAUUCUAACGUCCUCUGAAAAUAUUACUUUUUUCUGUUUACUUCCUGUAAGCCCUGCACUGUAGACGUGUGAUGUGCCAUUGGUGUGCGAGGCUUCAUCGCCAAUAGCCAUAUUGCGGGCUUUUAUUUUGUCACCUUUAUUUUCUUUUAUGGUAUAUUUUACCAUUGGCAUGCCCUGAUUAUAAUCUCAAAGCUGCUUUUAAAAGCUUAGCUUAACUAAAUUAAAGAUUACUCAAGUUUUCCAGCUAAAAUAAUAAUAAUUUAGUGUAAUGCCAGCUCGGAAUUUUAUUUUAAAUUACGUUGAUGGUAUCAUUCCUCAUUUAUUACUUUCUGAUCUGAUGACUUUUAGUUAAGAUUGUCUCAUAAUGUAAUUGAGAUGAGCAGACUGUUUUCUAGUAAUAUACAGGUACUGUACAAUAAUUCUCAAAGCUUUUCUAUGAUUUUAUUAUUAAGAGGGCAUUAUAUAACCCCUUUAAAUCUAUGAGGUAAUUUUUAGUCAGAUUUCUAGGUGAAAUUUAAUUCACCACAAGAUGAGGUGUAAGAUAACCGAGCUGUAUAAUGAAACACACUUACAGUAAUUGUUGUGACAGUUCUGACAGACCUCAUUAAUGCUGAGGAACAUUACUAAAUGCUCAUACCAUCCACAUAUAAGAGCUCUCAUUACAGUUAUUGUAUAAAUAAUUAUAAUUUGUGUUGAUCAGUGCUUUUUAAAACACUUGGUGUCUGUGAAUGCCUCAUUAUUAUAGUAGCAUACUAUGUUGUAAUUCCUUAGCUGUUCAUUAUGGUAAAAUGCUCACUUUGAAGAAUUUUCUUUUAUCUUUAUUUAGGUACUAACACAAUAUUGACAGACUAAAAUAGUAUUUUUUAAUCUACCCAUUUUCUUACCUAGGGAAUUACUGCAUUGAAUAACAAGGUAUAGCUGUAGUCAACCCAUUCACUGAUUUGUAUCACUAACCACAUUUUGUAUGGAAUAGCAAGCUAUAGCUCCCUUGUGUGGCUGAAAAUGUGUGUGCCAGAUGGGUUUUUGUAACCCACUGGGGAUGUGAUUAUACUUUGGAAAUUAGUUUAAACCAAAUAAAUACAUAAUACUUGACCCUCAUUGAGAAUCAAACUCUGAAACCUGCUAGGCCAGUGCAAUAACUACUCAAACUGUUGAUCUUUAAAAUUUUUUACUUUCUGUAACGAGUGUUAGUUCACAUAUAUUACGGAUUACACAUUUUGUCACUUCACACUUAUUAGCCGUUUGAAGCUAAUUCUAUAAAUUUUAGAAACUUCACCAUAAUUACAGUGAGCCUCGUUAUUCAUUUCACAAGUCUAUUCAUUUACUAAUGUUCCUCUGUGGGAUCCUUACAGUUUCAUCACUUGUUUAACAACGUUCUGAUGGCAUCAUUAGUUCGCUGAAUAACAUUUUGCUUCCAGUGCUUUGCAAGUUCUCAAGUUUGCCUGCAUUCCCUCCUUAUAGCUUUAUGAAACAAAUAUAUUUUAUUUACCUUUUCAUUGCGUUUAGCAUUUAAUCGUUAACCCUUAAACGGUCCAAACGUAUAUAUACGUUCACGCGCGUAGCGCCCCAAACGUAUAUAUACGUUUUCUUUGUCAUUCAUUCAACAUUGCCAAAAUAAGCCUGAGUCACCUAGACAUGAGAGAAUGGGUGUGUGCACUCACUGUGUUCCAUAUUAAAAUAACUGGGGAUGCCUGGGUACCAUAUGCUCUUUUUUCCUUUUAAAAGAAAAGAUUUCUUUUUUCCUCAAAAAAUUUGGGGGCACUACACGAGUGACCAUAUAUAUACGUUUGGACCGUUUAAGGGUUAAAAUCCACUCGUAUUCUAUGCUAUCGACAUUAAUAUAAUUUCUUCUACGUAAACACUAGGGCUUUUUUUCCUUUAUUCCUAAUGACCUGGAAUACUGCAAGGCUUGCACCAUCCCCACAAACCCAGCCCAGCAACAUUGGCCAAAAUUGCCUGCAUGUAUUUUUUUUUUAUCCUCUUAACUAUACAAACUGCCAGUUUGUUAGUUAAAACUAUUAUUAGUACCAAUUUUUUUUAUUUUGGCAGCUGAUAUGGUCCAUUUAAGUACUGUUCAUGAUAUACAGCAUGAACAUUUGUUUAUAAUUACAAAAUGACUUUCCUAGUUUUUAAUAUGGUAUGGUAAUGCUGUAAAUAUUAUUUUGCAAAUACAGUAUACGUGAUUUCUGUAAUUACAGCACUUUUUUCAAACCUGAAAUUUCAAUAUCAUAUAUCACCAGGUAUUGCCCAAAUGUAUAAUGCCAGAAAAACCUAACAUCAUAGUGAUUUUCUCUACUGACAAGAGCUCGAGGUUAAAACUUGUAAAUGUAUAUGCAAAAUGAAUUUAUAAUUUUUUUUUUUUAGAGAUGCCAGACUACAGCGCACACUUUGAUGCAUUGAGUUUGUAUAAAGAAAUUAAGUCAUUGCACAAACAUGGUCACUACAAAAGUGCAUAUAGGAUUUAUAGGAAGCAGUUUUGCUAUAUUGCAAAUUCUUCUGAAUGAAAAGUAGUUGCUGCAUAUUGUGAGAGUGGGACAUUUUAAUCUUUGAAUAAACAAAAUUCCAAAUUUUUAUUCAAAGUGUUAGUCAUGUGUAGUUUAUGAAAAAUGUAGGUGGGUGAUGUACCCAGUGUAUAUACAGAAUAAGCUAAAUUCCAGAUAAUAUAUUAGUAUACUGUAGUUCUUUUAAUAGGAGCAUUUUUUUAUUUUGUGCAUGAAUUGGCUUAUCAACUCGUCGCAAGGUUUUAAUUUUCAUAUUUAUUUGUAAAUAGUUAUAUUUUUUAACCUUCUUAGCAUUAUUUAAAAGCAGCAUAAUGUCUUGUACAUAAAAAUUGUAUAGAUUUGUAUUAAAGAGGGAUGUAUACGAUGCUACAGUUUUUUAAUGAAAAAACUUUUCUCAAAUAAUGCCUCUUGGAAGCAUUUUCUUCAGUAGUGGCAGGGGGUCUUCACUACAAAGAGGCUACCACAGUUCAACUUGGUUAAUUCUAACUGCCAUUAUCUUAAAAUUUGAGAGGAGAUUGAGGGAGAUUACAUGUACUCUUAACUACAAGCAACUCUGACUGUGAUGUAAAUUAUUUCAUUUAUUUUUUUUUCUCCUUCAUAUUUAUAUUGUGUUGGUGCAGUUUUAGCAAUUUUGAUAAAGUUUUGAAUCCGUC